This is a messenger RNA of Populus euphratica (Euphrates poplar), 1143 nucleotides long. It is a transcript of the gene CDG1, whose product is annotated as Protein kinase superfamily protein. Lineage: Eukaryota; Viridiplantae; Streptophyta; Magnoliopsida; Malpighiales; Salicaceae. Gene Ontology annotation, biological process: protein phosphorylation. Gene Ontology annotation, molecular function: ATP binding; protein kinase activity. The record is from RefSeq and is a predicted model, not a curated record.
AUGUCAAAAAGGAAUGUUGAGACAAGAUUUACAUCAUCUGUCGUAGAAGAUGGACCCGGUGAUCUCAAGGCUGCAAUAUUCACCUACAAAGAACUUUCAUCUGCAACAAAUAACUUUAGGGCCGAAUCUUUCCUUGGAAGCGGUGGAUUCGGUGCUGUAUAUAAAGGAAAAUUAGAAAGCACUGGUCAGGUUGUAGCUGUUAAGAAGCUAGAUCCAUCAGGUAUCCAAGGUGACAAGGAGUUUCUGGUGGAGGUUCUCAUGCUCUCCCUAAUGCAUCACCCUAACCUUGUCAACUUGAUUGGUUAUUGUGGUGAUGCAGACCAUCGCCUUCUUGUUUAUGAAUACAUGCCCUUGGGAUCCUUGGAAGAUCACCUUUUUGAUGUGACGCCAGAUAUGGAGCCUCUAGACUGGAAUACAAGAAUGAAGAUAGCAGCAGGUACGGCCAGGGGAUUGAAUUCUCUACAUUCUGCAAAUCCUCCUAUCAUAUUCAGGGACCUGAAAGCGUACAUAUUAUUGAAUGAUGGUUUUAACCCAAAACUCUCCGAUUUUGGACUCGCAAAAUUUGCCCCCGUUGGCGACAAGACCCAUGUCUCUACUAGGGUCAUGGGUACCUAUGGUUACUGUGCUCCUGAAUAUGCAUCAUCAGGAAGAUUGAACUUGAAGACUGACAUCUACAGUUAUGGAAUUGUUUUGUUAGAGCUAAUUACUGGACGUGGAGCACUGUACGAGGUUAACGGUCAUCGAGAAUAUCUUGUUCAUUGGGCACUCCCCUUGAUGAAGGAGCCCAACUUUUCAAAGUUAGCAGAUCCAUUGCUGAGAGGCAAGUACCCAAUGUCUGUCUUAAGGAAGGUUAUAGAGGUGGCAUCGAUGUGCCUCGGUGAAAAUGCCAAUUUACGCCCUUCCUCGAGUGAAGUGGUGCAAGCCAUGGAUUAUUUGUUGUCCCGUAAAAGUGAACCAAAGAAGGCCAGGAAUUACUGUGCCAAAUGGCCAGAGCCUGACUUCACUCCAAGACGCACAAAAAUGGUAAUAGACAGGGAUUUAGACCGGGACCAUGCAGUGGCAGAGGCCAAGCGUUGGGGAGAGGAAUGGAGAGAAAAGCAAGAACAACUCCGGCGAAGUAUUUUGGAUGACGACAACCGGUAG